GGAAAAAUGCAAGAAGGUGAAGUGUGGGCUCCCGAUGCUACUCACGGUUUCACCAAGGGAACUGUGGUGGAGAUAGGAUCGGAGACUCUCACUGUACAGACUCCUGAUGACGCGUACAUUGUAGCCGCGUACAGCAAAGUGUUUCCAACUUCUACUGAGUGCCUUGUGGACGACAACUGCAUGCUGUUGCAGCUGAACGAGGCCAGCUUGCUCGACAACAUAAAAUGCCGCUUCCUCAUCGGCAAGAUAUACACGUACACGGCGAAUAUCCUAACGGUUGUUAACCCGUACCGAGAUCUGUCUGCUCUGUACACAGAUGCUCUGAUGAAUGAUUACAAGGGAACCUCUCUAGGCAAACUGGACCCUCACACCUUCGCGAUAGCUGAUAAAGCGUACACAGACAUGAUCUACCGUGGAGUAAGUCAGUCAGUGAUUGUGAGCGGGGAGAGUGGAGCAGGGAAAACCGAGACAACUAAACAUGUCCUGAAGUAUCUAGCGUCAGUUUACGGCAAGAGUUCUGCUAAUGGAAUUGAAGACAAGCUCCUUCAAGCGAACCCCCUCUUGGAAGCGUUUGGAAACGCGCAAACUGUUCGUAACAACAACAGCAGCAGAUUUGGAAAGUUCAUCGAAGUUAACUUUAAUAAAGCUGGCGAGAUAGUGGGGGGUCACAUAAACACAUACCUGCUGGAGAAGUCCCGGAUAACCCACCAGAACCCGAGUGAGCGGAGUUACCACAUCUUCUACCGACUGUUAGCUGGGGCUAGUCAGGAACUGAGAAGGGAGAUUAGACUUCGUGAAAUAAAGGAGUACAAGUGCUUAUCGGAGGGGCGGUCAGGCAACAUGAGGGACGCGGAGCAGUUUGACGAGAUAUCUGACGCGCUGCGUUGCAUUGGAGUACCGGACACAGAGAUACACGAGAUCUACAAGAUAGUGUCGGGAGUGAUGGCGUUUGGGAACGUUGAGUUUAUAGAUAGCGGAGACACUAGAGGAGGCAGUAAAGUGUCACCAGAGUCUUCAGACUGGAUAGAGAUUGCUGCCACGUGUCUCUCGUUGGAGGGAGAUGAUUUAAGACAUUCUCUUACAUCCCGUCUUAUGCAGACCAAGAACUUGAAGAAAGGAACAACUUACAUGGUGCCGCUGAAAAAGAAAGAGGCGUUACAUAACCGUGAUGGUCUGUGUAAGUCCCUGUACACACGGCUGUUUAACCACAUAGUCAAGCAAGUUAACCAGAGUCUACCGCUCUCAGACAAUUCCAACUGUUAUAUUGGGGUCCUGGAUAUUGCUGGCUUCGAAUAUUUCGAGACAAACUCAUUCGAGCAGCUCUGUAUAAACUACUGUAACGAGAAGCUGCAACAGUUCUUCAACAGCAGAGUAAUCAGGGAGGAACAGGACUUGUACAAGGCUGAGAACCUGGGUGUUAACGAGAUACAGUUCUCUGACAACCAGGAUUGUAUCGAGCUGAUAGAGCGUGGGUUUGUACUGCUGGAUGAGGAAGCUAAACUGCCCACUAGUUGUGAGAAACACUUCACCUCUCUGCUUCACGAACAAAACAGACGACACUUCAGACUUCAGUUGCCGAGGAAGAGUAAGUUGUCGAGUUACCGCUCUAUGUUGGACGAGGAAGGUUUCAUUAUCCGACACUACGCCGGGGCUGUGUGCUACAACACGGUUGGUUGGUUGGACAGGAACAGUGACACACUCCACAGCUCGCUGGAGCAGCUAAUGCUGACCUCCGAAAGUGACCUGGUUGCCAGGCUGUACAGUGAUAUACAGGAUGUGAAGUGUAAUAAGAAGAUGGUACAGGACAGUGUCGGAGGAAAGUUCAAGAAACAACUAAAUACGCUGCUUGAGAAGUUACAGGGCACUGCUACUAGUUUCAUCAGGUGUAUCAAGCCAAACCAACACAUGGCACCUGCCGAGUUUGACGGAGGAAAAGUAUUGAACCAGCUCAUCUCGCUUGGUAUGGUCACAGCACUGGCGUUGAUGCAGGCCGGCUUUCCAAGCAGGAUCGCUUUUAAAGAUCUCUACGACAUGUACUCGUCCAAUCUGCCCGACAAGCUGAAAUCGCUCCAUCCCCGAAUGUUCUGCUCGGCACUAUUUCGAGCCAUAGGUAUGAGCCCGAAUGACUACAAAUUUGGGGUUACCAAGAUUUUCUUCCGUCCAGGAAAGUUCGCAGAGGUGGAUCUGUUGAUGAAGAGCAGCUCACAACAUCUGAUUGAUAUGAUUUCACGGGUGGAGAAGUGGGUACUCCGUCAAUGUUGGAGAAGAGUACAAUUCGCAAUCCUGGCAUUUAACAAAUGGACGAAGAUAGCUCGCUGGAGGACGGGCUGUAUAAUUAACAUACAGAAAAACUACAGAAUGUGGUCAACCAGACGUAACUACCUGCCAAGAAUAGAGGGAGUAAGAGCUAUAAAGGGAAGCAUGUCUAAAAUUACAGUAAUGAUUGAGAUCGCAAGUAAGAUAAAGUACGACAGAGAUGCAGUUAAUAAAGAGAUUGAUGAGAUGAGACAGUUUCUGGACGGAGAAAUGGGACAACUCAAGGCUGGUCAGGUUCAUACUGACCUCAUACAGCUCAAACUGGGACAGAUUGAGGACCAAGUUAAACGUCUAUUAGACAGGGUGAAGGAGACGCAGGACUCAGAUAAAUUGAGGCAGAUUCAGGAGGAUAUGGAGGCUGAGAGAUUGAGACAAGAAGAGGCAGAGAGACAGAGGAAAUUGGAAGAGGAGAGACAAGCUGAAGAGAGACGCAUAAAGAAAGAGUUGGAGGAGAAGAGGCUGAGAGAAUUAGAAGAACAAAGGAAGAGAGAAGAAGAAGAAAGAAAGAGACUGGAGCAAGAAAGAGAACGAUUAGAACGAGAACGUUUGGAAAGAGAAGAAGAAGAGAGACAGGAGGCACUUAGAAAAGAACAGGAGGAGAGGGAUAGGAUGGUAGCUCUGUCUAUUAGUGAGGACAAUCAGGCGACACUUGUUAAGGAGGAAGUUUUAGUUCCGAUCGAGAAAGAUACGAAAGGGGGCCUUGAUAGAAACAACAUAAAAGAUUGGAAAUAUUCCGAACUGAGAGACUGUAUCAACACCUCCUGUGAUGUGGAACUACUGGAAUUGGCAAGGGACGAGUUCCACAGGAGACUGAAAGCUUACCAAGCUUGGAAACAGAAGAAUCUACAACGGAAGAAGAAGGAAGCAGCAAAGCCAGAUCUUCCUCUGUCAUCUGUACCUGAGGCUCCCGUACAAUCCUUCAGAAAGGAAGAGGAUAAACCAAAACACGAACACAGACUGUUCAAAGUGCCGUUUGUGUACCCCUCCUACAACAACCCGAGUGUGCGAGGCUGGUGGUACGCUCACUUCUAUGGCAAGUGGAUUGUUAGACAGCUAGAAAUACACCCUGAGAAGGCACCACUGUGUCUUAUUGCUGGUAGAGAUGAUCUGAAGAUGUGCGAGCUGCAACUGCAAGAAACUGGUCUGACUAAAAGGAAAGGAAGCGAGAUAACAAUGAAAGAGUUUGAUGACUUGUGGGCUUGUUGCGGAGGAGGCACCUACGUUCUAAGAGAAGAUCAGUGAGACACUUCACACCACGUGACAUGCAGAAAUGUACAGCAAUUACACCACGCUGUCGGACUUGGGUCGAAAAAUGUUGUUGAUUUUAAGGAGAUGAU
Molecule: messenger RNA, 3653 nt
Organism: Bolinopsis microptera
Lineage: Eukaryota; Metazoa; Ctenophora; Tentaculata; Lobata; Bolinopsidae
Product: unconventional myosin-VI-like
Exons: 29
Coding region: 7-3558 (1183 amino acids)
Biological process (GO): vesicle transport along actin filament; endocytosis; actin filament organization
Cellular component (GO): cytoplasm; actin cytoskeleton; endocytic vesicle
Molecular function (GO): actin filament binding; microfilament motor activity; ATP binding
Source: RefSeq, a predicted model, not a curated record